Messenger RNA from Carlito syrichta (Philippine tarsier), 1277 nucleotides. It is a transcript of the gene GNPTG, whose product is annotated as N-acetylglucosamine-1-phosphate transferase gamma subunit. The record is from RefSeq and is a predicted model, not a curated record. Gene Ontology annotation, cellular component: Golgi apparatus. The transcript has 11 exons. The coding region runs from base 66 to 986 and encodes 306 amino acids. NCBI's taxonomy places the organism in Eukaryota, Metazoa, Chordata, Mammalia, Primates, Tarsiidae.
ACCACUUCCGGGCCCGACCGUCACGUGACCCGGUACCCACGUGACUUGGCGGCGGCGGCGGUGCGAUGGCGGUGGAGCUGGGGCGGUUCUUGUUGCUCCUUGGGCUCGCGGCGCGUGGGCCCGCGCCGGCAGGUGCCGCGAAGAUGAAGGUGGUGGAGGAGCCCAACACGUUUGGGGUGCACAACCCGUUCUUGCCCCAGACUAGUCGCCUCCAGCCCAAGAGGGAGCCCUCGCCCGUGUCUGGGCCCACACACCUCUUCGGACUCUCUGGCAAGUGCUUCAGCCUGGUGGAAUCCACGUACAAGUAUGAGUUCUGUCCAUUCCACAACGUGACCCAGCAUGAGCAGACUUUCCGCUGGAACGCGUACAGCGGGAUCCUCGGCAUCUGGCAUGAGUGGGAGAUCACCAACAACACCUUCGCAGGCAUGUGGAUGCGCGACGGCGACUCCUGCCGCUCCCGGAGCCGGCAGAGCAAGGUCGAGCUCACCUGUGGCAGGAGCCACCGGCUGGCCCACGUGUCUGAGCCAAGUACCUGCCUCUAUGCACUGACAUUCGAGACGCCCCUGGUCUGCCACCCGCACUCCUUGUUAGUGUACCCCGUCCUGCCGGAGGCCCUGCAGCAGCGGUGGGACCAGGUGGCGCAGGACCUGGCAGAAGAGCUCAUCACGCCCCAGGGCUAUGAGAAGCUACUGAGGGCGCUUUUUGAGGACGCUGGCUACUUAAAGGACCCAAGAGAAGACACACCUGCCCAGGAGGAAGGAGGGCCCCCCGGCCUGGCACUUGAGUCCCUGGAAACCUGCAAAAAAGCACAAAAGGAGCUGUUGAAGGAGGUCAAGCGCCUCCGGGGCCUGCUGGCCCAGCAUGGCAUCCCCCACGCAGGGCCCGUGGAAACCCCCAGCUCCGAGCCCUGGGGACUCAAGAUACCCACAGCCGGGCCACUGGCACAGCUGCACAGCAAUCCGGGCCUGCGAGGGAAUGUCCUGUGACCCAGACCCUGGGUGUCAGGUGCAGGAAGGCCGAGGAGAAGGCCAGAGCCAAAAGCCUGAAGGCUGCGGGCACAGACACUACAGGAGAGAAGCUGGGACUCAGGGACCACUGGCCAGGCUUGGCUGCACCCAGAGAUGCAGACGGAAUAAAGAUUCAAGGUUUUAAUUAAUUCUCAUACUGAUAAAAAUAAUUCCAUGAAUUCUGUAAACCAUUGCAUAAAUGCUAUAGUGUAAAAAAAUUUAAACAGGUGUUAACAACUUUAAACAAGUCACUACGAGUAGAUGAUUAUA